Messenger RNA from Glycine soja, 1914 nucleotides. RefSeq lists its product as uncharacterized. Gene Ontology annotation, molecular function: nucleic acid binding; zinc ion binding. The record is from RefSeq and is a predicted model, not a curated record. The coding region runs from base 1 to 1914 and encodes 637 amino acids. NCBI's taxonomy places the organism in Eukaryota, Viridiplantae, Streptophyta, Magnoliopsida, Fabales, Fabaceae. The transcript has 3 exons.
AUGGCCAAUCAGGGAGGCGGUGGAGGAGCAACUAUGUACCAUGGGUUAGAUCGCUUUCAGAGGAACAACCCACCUACCUUCAAAGGGGGUUAUGAUCCUGAGGGUGCUGAGGCUUGGCUGAGGGAGAUUGAGAAGAUCUUUCGUGUGAUGGAAUGUCAGGACCAUCAAAAGGUGUUGUUUGCUACUCACAUGCUAGCAAAUGAGGUGGAGUACUGGUGGGAGAACACUCGCCCACGUCUAGAGGGAGCAGGUGGUGUUGUUGUUCAAUGGGAGACCUUCAGACAAACUUUUUUGGAGAAGUAUUUUCCAGAAGAUGUGAAGAAUAGGAAGGAGAUGGAGUUUCUCGAGCUGAAACAGGAAAGUAUGACGAUGGCAGAGUAUGCGACGAGGUUUGAGAACCUUGUAAGGUAUUUUCCUCAUUAUCAGGGGGAAGCAGGGGAGAGGUCUAAGUGUGUGAAAUUUGUCAAUGGCCUCCGACCAGAAGUAAAGAUGAAGGUGAAUUAUCACGGUAUUCACAGCUUUGCACAGUUGAUCAACAUGUGUAGAAUCUUUGAUGAAGAUCAGCGUGAAACGACUGCUUUCUACAACAAUGUCAAUGCUAGUCAUGGGAAAGAGAAGAAGCAUGUGACUCACAGUCAUGCUAAGUCAUAUUCUGUCCCUCCCGGGAAAUAUGGAAACCAUUCUGGGGGACAGAGGACCAGCGGAGGACUUCAACCAGUUGGUGGGAGUUCUCAGCCAAUUAACAGGGUGUCUCAGCCUGCGGGUAGAGGUAGUGGUGGUAGUGGUGCUCCUGCUAUUGUUACUACACCACUUAGGUGUGGGAAGUGUGGUCAGCUUGGGCAUAUUGCUCGUGAGUGCACAGAUAGAGAGGUGACUUGCUUUAACUGCCAAGGGAGAGUGUUUGCUCUUAGUGGUGUUGAUGCCGCACAGUCUGAUGAACUUAUCCAAGGUGAUAUGUUUUUGUCUGCUAACCAAGUUGAGGCAUCUUUAAGGGAGGAUGCACAGGUAUACAUGAUCUUAGCUAGUAUAAGUGUUGAGACCAAAACCCCUGUGAGUGAUAUACCAAUUGUGAGAGAGUUUCCAGAGGUGUUUGAGGAGGUGUCAGGAUUACCACCUGAGAGAGAGGUCGAGUUCUCUAUAGACCUAGUGCCUGGUACUGGACCCAUAUCCAUAGCACCUUAUAGGAUGUCCCCUGUAGAGUUGAGUGAGCUUAAGAAACAGUUAGAGGAAAUCUUAGAGAAACAGUUUGUGAGGCCUAGUGUGUCACCCUGGGGAGCACUGGUGUUGUUAGUUAAGAAGAAGGAUGGGACUAUGAGGCUAUGUGUAGAUUAUCGUCAGUUGAAUAAGGUAACGAUUAAGAAUAGGUACCCUUUGCCUAGGAUAGAUGACCUGAUGGAUCAAUUAGUAGGGGCUUGUGUGUUCAAUAAGAUAGAUCUUAGGUUCGGUUACCACCAGAUUAGAGUGAAGCCUGAAGAUGUUCCGAAGACUGCCUUUAGGACCCGCUACGGUCAUUAUGAGUACUUGGUUAUGCCUUUUGGUGUGACCAACGCCCCUGGUGUGUUCAUGGAUUAUAUGAAUAGGAUCUUUCACCCCUACCUAGAUAGUUUUGUAGUGGUCUUCAUAGAUGAUAUCUUGGUAUAUUCCAAGACUAAAGAGGAACAUGAGGAGCAUCUGAGAGUUGUGUUGCAAACCCUCAAAGACAAUAGACUGUAUGCUAAGUUGUCCAAGUGUGAUUUUUGGCUAGAGGAGGUGAGCUUCUUAGGGCACGUUAUAUUUAGGGGAGGGAUAGCAGUAGAUCCUUCCAAGGUAGAGGCGGUGAUGAGUUGGGAGAGUCCUAAGUCAGUGUUUGAGAUUAGGAGCUUUCUUGGCUUAGCAGGAUACUACCGUAGAUUCAUAGAGGGUUUUCUAAGCUAG